Messenger RNA from Cucurbitaria berberidis CBS 394.84, 2277 nucleotides. RefSeq names its product kinase-like protein. The transcript is spliced from 2 exons. Gene Ontology annotation, biological process: protein phosphorylation. The coding region runs from base 1 to 2277 and encodes 758 amino acids. The record is from RefSeq and is a predicted model, not a curated record. Gene Ontology annotation, molecular function: protein kinase activity; ATP binding. Lineage: Eukaryota; Fungi; Ascomycota; Dothideomycetes; Pleosporales; Cucurbitariaceae.
AUGGCGGCAGAACUGGGCGCAAACGAAUCGGUAGACCCCAACACACUUUAUACCAAGCAGGAAUGCAUAGGGGGCGGCAGCUUUGGCAAGGUGUACAAAGGCCUGGAUCGGAGGACAGGACACACAGUAGCGAUCAAAGUCAUCGAUGUUGAGAAUGCCGAAGACGAGGUGGACGAUAUCAUGGGGGAGAUUAUGAUACUCUCGGGUAUGAACUCUCAAUACGUCACAAAGUACUAUGGAUCAUUUCUGGCCGGCUCAGACCUGUGGAUCGUCAUGGAGUUCUGCUCCGGAGGAAGCUGUGCGGAUCUCAUGAAGCCAGGUCUUAUAGCGGAGGCGGAGAUAGCCGUCAUACUGAGGGAGCUGCUGAUGGGCUUGACAUAUUUGCACGACGAUCACAAACUGCACCGAGAUAUCAAGGCGGCCAAUAUUCUUGUCGGCGCAAAUGGACAAGUCAAACUUGCGGACUUUGGCGUCUCAGGUCAGCUUUCAGCCACCAUGACAAAGAAGAAUACAUUUGUCGGCACACCCUUUUGGAUGGCGCCGGAGGUCAUUAAGCAGUCUGGAUACGACGGCAAAGCAGACAUUUGGUCUCUCGGCAUCACCGCGCUCGAGCUCGCGAAUGGCGAGCCCCCCUACGCAGAUAUACAUCCCAUGAAGGUCCUGUUCCUUAUUCCCAAGAAUCCACCACCACAGCUACAUGGUAAUUUUUCGCCCGCCUUCAAGGAGUUCGUUGAACUGUGCCUGCGAAAAGACCCUCGCGAUCGGCCGAACGCGAAGCAGCUCCUCCAAACCAACUUCAUUCGGAAAGCCGGGAAGCCGGCGCGGCUGCAGGAGCUCAUAUCGAGGUACCAGGAUUGGAAGGCUAGGUACCCGAAGCUGGCUGACGACUCAGAGGAUGAAGCUACACCCGUGAAGAGAAACGAGCCCCUCAAUGAAGACUUGUGGGACUUCGGUACUAUUAGACCUGUUGCGGGUGGUCGGGGCCCGGCGCUCGCCCCGAUGAACGAUGCUGGAGCGAAUGCCCGCAAUGUAUCGCCGCAAAGGAAACCAGCUCCUCACCAGCGAUGUGGUUAUGGCGAUGAAAACGACGACACGAUUCGAGCAAGUCCACCGUCGUCACCAACGAAACGCUUAGCCCCAUUGCAGACUCAAGGAUCGAUGGCAACCACCACUCUAGGCACUGCCUCGAGGAUACCUCUGCCACCAUCACCAGAAAAGAAUUCGGUACCGUUCUUCGCCACUCCAGCUCAAGAGCCUCCGCGAAAAUCUCCUGUGCCUAGCUUUUUCUCUCCACCGCAGAAUCGCGGGUUGGUCACUCCCACAAAGCAACCUCCUGCUCAGCAACCACGGCGCCAGACACCGCUUGCCCAUGCAUACGACGAGUAUCUCCAGCGAUCGAUUGCUGCAGAUAUGGAGAACAUGGAAAUUACACCACAGCAGCGUAAUCCCACCCCAAGUCGGGCUUCGGUCCUUCCGCAAAUGUCUAUCCCCGAGAUCCCACCAUUUCGAGGGCCCGCUGCAAGUGCAGUGAACAUCAGUGUUCCAGCGGCUCAUCACGUCGAGCCAAUGCAAAGCCCAAUACGGAUACAGAGCAAAGCACCAUCCCCAUCACAGCUUCAGAAGCCCUUGCCACCAUUAGUCGGGCAACAACCGCUUCCUACUCUGCCCGGACAGAAGCCACUUCCUGCAACACAACAGUCCUUUGCACCUUUUAGUCCAUCUUCGACCACACGCCCGGAUUCGGCAUCAUCAAACGACCCCUUCGGUGGUCCCCUCAUUUCGGAUUGGAACUCAUUACCUAAGCCACAGCCUCCUGCACAACCGUCAGUACCUGUACCGCCCCCACAUACCACCAAGCCAUCGCCAAUGUCUCGUAACUCGUUCGGCCGCCCAAAACCCACACCCAACCACCCCAGCAUUCUCCAAGCACAAACCCCGGGCUCCCCUACCGCGCCCAUCGAAAUCACAGCGCUGACCGGCGUCGUCGUGCCUGCGCUCGAAGCUGCGCUAUCACGGCGUACAUACCACCUCAAUGUAAAAAACAAGCAAGAGUCAGCACAGUCUCUGGGUGAUCCUCAGGGUUUUAUUGACAGGAAGCGGCAGAGACAGGAUUGCCAUGAUAGAGUCAAGAGAUUGGUAGGUGAGAUCAAAGAUAGGUUUGAAGAGCUGGAUCGGUGGGAUGAGAGGGGGGAGGUGGGUAUGGGCGGAGAGGUUGCGGGUUUUUUGGAAGGGUUCCUAGAGGAGGUUCUGGUUAGAGUGGAACCAGCUGAUGAUUGA